GGGAGUGGGAGGGCUUUUCGCUGUUUUGAAACAUAGGAAGAAAACAGCGAACAGCCACGCCGCCCACUAAACAAGGCGAAGCGCGCAUCAACAAUUUCACAGCCGCCGCUGCUGCUGCUGCCCCGAUUAAACGCACGGAGGAAGUGGAUGAGUGCAGACACCCAGUGACAAGAGCGAGGGCUGCUUCUGUGAUCCUACAGAGGAACUAACAAAAGGGCGCUUGUAUCAGGCAACGUCUGUGUGUUUUUGUGUGGAGGUUCAAAGAGGGAGAUGAUGCUACAAAAGAGAGGAGAGAGUAGUGUUGAAAGAGAUGAAUGACCAUGUUGCCACUAAAGAGCUAAUCACUGUGAAGUCGUGGACGGUAGUGGAACAUCCAGCAUCUGAGCCAGUUGUGCUUUCUUAGCUUCAAGUGAAGUUGUGCAAACUUUCUACUAGACCUGUGUAACUUACCUUCUCUACUGGCUGCCUGCCACUGAAUAUAAAAAGGGACCCCGCCUACCUAUCUUUAAAAAAAAUGGAGACUCUUUCUCAAGAUUCAAUUCUGGAGUGUCAGAUCUGCUUUAACUACUAUAGCCCUCGCCGGCGGCCCAAACUCCUGGAUUGCAGACACACGUGCUGCUCGGUGUGUUUGACCCAGAUGCGCAGCAGCCAGAAGGAGAUUCGUUGUCCCUGGUGCCGUGGCGUCACUAAACUCCCUCCGGGCCUGUCAGUCUCCCAGCUCCCAGAUGACCCGGACAUCAUCACUGUCAUCGCCAUCCCUCACGCGUCUGAGCACACGCCCGUCUUCAUCCGCCUGCCGAGCAACGGCUGCUACAUGCUGCCACUGCCCAUCGCCAAGGAGAGGGCACUUGGCCUGCCAGGGGAGCUGGGAUGUCGCUUCCUGCCUGGCAGCCAGCAGAAGGGGGUGACCGUGGUGACCGUGCCCGAGCAGCAGCCUCUGGGCCUGGGUAUGGGGCUGGAGGGUGUGGGGAUGGGGCUGGAAGGAGGCGAGGGCGAGAGGAGAGUUACUGGCCCGGUGGUAGGAGGAGGGAAGGGCUCCACGUGGUCAGGCGUGUGCACGGUGAUCCUGGUGGCGUGUGUGCUGCUCUUCCUCCUGGGCAUCGUGCUGCACAACAUGUCCUGCAUCUCCAAGCGCUUCACUGUCAUCUCCUGCGGCUGAGGGUGGAGGGAGGCUGCUCGGACUGCCGCGGCCCCCCCCCUAGAUUCCCCCACUAGCCCUGCCUCUCCUCAGGACGCGACUGCUGAGGAGAGGGGACUAAACUCACAUCAUGGGCAUCCAAGGAAGCUACAGAGCAACAUAGAGAGAAACCGAUGAUGCAGAAGAAGAGGGCAGACAAGCAGCCUGCCAAUUAUUUUUUGGGAUACUGAAAUUAAAAUGGAAAUAUAGACAACUUCACUUUUCCUCUUGUCAACAGCACUCUGUCAGCCCUGAACCCCGUCGCCCUUUUCCUGUCUUUCCAUUUUCUCUGAAAGAACAUUUUUGGAAUUGCUCCAGAAAUGUUUUUGGCCAGCUGAUUUGUUUUUGGCUGGGGGCCGAUAUGACACUCACACUCUCAGCCGUUGGAUUGCCUGUUUAGUCUGUGGUUUGUAGAAGUACAUCAGUUAUCAUAGUGUUGUUUAGGUGAGUGUUGGUUCCAAGUGCGUUGUCUCCAGCUGGUGCUGCAGAAGAUGAGUUCGGACUUGGCUGCUCUCCGUUCUCUGAUGCUGCAGGAAUUAACUGUGCAGGAUCCACGUCCGGCCCCGUUUGAAUCAUCUGGGAAACUCAAAAUCAACACAGCUUUCAUUUUCUUUUCUUUUUUCUUUCACACAACCUGUUCCUGUUCAGAACAAACUGUUGCUGUGAUGGCUCCAUGUGGUUAGAAAUGGGAUUGUUCAUUCAUGCCAGCAUAUUACAGGCCUAAAUUAAAAAAUGCAGGUAGCAAGUUGCUUUAUUAAGGCUUAAAUGUCUGAAUUACUGCUGAAAUGACAGUCAGAGAUUGAUCGGAAAAUGACAAACACUGGAUGUUUUCAGCCUGUCAAAUGUGAUUUUUAUUUUUUUUUUUCCCUCUUCCUCUGUCUUUGUAAAUUCAGUAUCAUUGGGGUUUGGACUGUUGGUUGAACAACACAACUCAUGUGAAGACAUCACUGGGAUUUUCACAACUUUUGUUUCUAAACAAUGAGUCUCUCUAUUUAUCCAAAAUAGUGAAAAUUAUCACUAGUUGCUGUCCUAUUUAGAUUUUGGUGGGAAACUUUGUGCUACCUUCUAGUAGGAUUCUAGCUGCCAAAAAUGUACAGGCUAUCUGGUAAACAAAGAAGUUGCUCAAAAUACUGUGUUUAGAACUGAUGACAGAAUAAAAGUUCAACAGGAUUAGUUUGA
Messenger RNA from Micropterus dolomieu (smallmouth bass), 2356 nucleotides. RefSeq names its product ring finger protein 152 (gene rnf152). Lineage: Eukaryota; Metazoa; Chordata; Actinopteri; Centrarchiformes; Centrarchidae. Gene Ontology annotation, biological process: protein polyubiquitination; positive regulation of autophagy; negative regulation of TORC1 signaling. Gene Ontology annotation, cellular component: lysosome. The record is from RefSeq and is a predicted model, not a curated record. The transcript has 3 exons. Gene Ontology annotation, molecular function: ubiquitin protein ligase activity. The coding region runs from base 515 to 1159 and encodes 214 amino acids.